Messenger RNA from Manihot esculenta (cassava), 6468 nucleotides. Its product is annotated as putative 1-phosphatidylinositol-3-phosphate 5-kinase FAB1C. The record is from RefSeq and is a predicted model, not a curated record. Gene Ontology annotation, biological process: phosphatidylinositol phosphate biosynthetic process. Gene Ontology annotation, cellular component: endosome membrane. Bases 853 to 6135 code for a protein of 1760 amino acids. The transcript has 11 exons. Gene Ontology annotation, molecular function: ATP binding; 1-phosphatidylinositol-3-phosphate 5-kinase activity. NCBI's taxonomy places the organism in Eukaryota, Viridiplantae, Streptophyta, Magnoliopsida, Malpighiales, Euphorbiaceae.
AAUAAAAACCCUAAUCCAAAUGGAAGACAAGGACUGUGUGAAGAAGAGAAAGAUCAUAAAAUAUUAAUAUUAAUAAAAGAAGAGAGAAUUAGAAAUGAAAGUAAAGAAACCGGCAAAGAUGGUGGAGGGAAUAGUUAUAGUAGAAUUAGAAGAAGAAGAAGAGGAAGAAGGAGUGCAGAAGAAGAGAAGAGAUUUAGAGAUGCGUGCAAAUUCCGGACGAAAGGGAACCCUCUCCGUAUUUCUCCUCAUUUUCCCUCGUAUUUAAUCCUAUCUUUACUUCUUUUUUACUUUUCUUUCUUCCUCGUAUGAUUCUGUCGAUCUGGUUAUGCAUUCUUGAUGAUUCGGGGACUGGUUAGAUUUUAGGGAGGGUUUUCUUUCUUUCUUUUUUCGUUUUUUUUUUUUUUUUUUUUCUUCUUUGAACUCUAUUGCUUUGUUGUCGUUGGAUAAUCUUGUGACUUUAUUGAAAUAGAUUUAGGUGUAAAUAGUGCUAGAUUUGCGGUAUCAUUUGAAUCUAUUUAGUUCCAGGGCUUUCCUCCGAGAAUAUAUUUUGCAAUUUUUGGAGGAUUUUCUUUCCCUUUCUUACAUUAAGUCUCAUCAAUACACUAAACCCACCAAAAAAAAAAAAUACAGCCCUUGAUCACCCACCCCUUUUAUUGUGGGUUCCCAUUUUACCAAUCUAUUAUCCCUUUCACUAUACCAGAAUAUCUGAUCAAUUUGUCAACUGUUGUUGUUGGAUUUUUGCUGUUUGUAUUCUUUUUAUCAUACUCAAACUCAAUUUACAAGAAGAAGAAGAGGAAGAAUAAAUUGGGGUUUAUACUGGGUUAUAAUUCUUGUUGGGGUUUUCUGCAUUCUAUGGGAAUACCUGAUACUUCACUAACAGAUCUACUAGACAAGGUUAAGUCUUGGAUUUCGUGGGGAACAAACGGUCUAUCACCAUCUUCUUUACCUGGUGAGUUUCAGAUAGGCUAUAGCAGUCUCAGAAUGUGUUGCGAGUGUGAUACAAGCUUCACUGGCCUUUCCAGUGGACACCACUGUCUAAGUUGCGGUAGGUGGCUGUGCAUCAAAUGUGCUCGGGCCUAUGAAGCUCCAGCUGUUAUUGAAUCCAGUGAUGUGAAAAGCAAUGGUGAUUUCAGGGAUAGUAUCAAGUCCUGCAAGUUCUGUAUUGGGCUUCAUGUGAAACAUGAAGGUGGGAGGAAGAAUAGUGAAAAAGUGCAUCCCUCAGAGUCUCCCCGAGAGAGCCCUGAGCCUCCAUCUCCUUCUUUUAGUGGUGAAUCAAUCCGGAGUGAUAACCUUUCUCCCUAUCUUGAAUCAAGGGAUAGUGUUUAUUCUCCCCUUGCAGUAACCACCAGGAGUAUGACCUCAUUUAGUGCUCACCCAUCUCUGUUGUCUCAUCGAAACUCUCCUAGCAGGAGUGAUGAAGAAGAAGCAGAAGAUUCAGAGAAGCACUUUUACAGCCCAUCAAGUGAAUAUUGUCAUGAUGUAUCAGAUAUAGAUGCAAGUAGUAUUAGUGCUAGACUUGAGUUCUACAGUUGUAAGUCAGUAGGAUCAAGUCCUUUAGGCAGCCCUUCUAGGAUUGAUUUUAAUUCCCACCGAGUUUGGCGUCCUGUACAGCAGGAGCAAGAGGGAAGCUCGUUCUCUCAAUUUGAUGGUUCCUUUGAUCAAGAAGCUGUGGCUAUUUUAAGCAGGCCUGACAAAGGGAUUGGGGAUUUCAAAAAUACUGAUGAUUACUCUAAUCUGUCAUUUCUGCCAAAACAAUGUGACAAGUCUAGAAAACCAUUGGAUUUUGAAAGUAAUGGUUGUAUCUGGUUUCCUCCACCUCCUGAGGAUGAAAAUGAUGAGGCAGAGAGUAGUUUCUUCACAUAUGAUGAUGACGAUGAUGAUAUUGGGGAAUCAGGUGCAUUGUUCUCAUCCACCAGUAGCCUCUCUAAUAUGUUUCCAUCAAAGGAGAAACAGAAUGAGGGUAACAAGGAGCCUAUCAGAGCUGUGAUACAAGGGCAUUUUAGGGCUCUUGUGUCCCAGCUUCUACAUGGGGAUGGUAUCGAAGUCAGCAAAGCAGAUGGUGGUAAGGACUGGCUUGACAUAGUCACAGCAAUAGCAUGGCAAGCUGCAAAUUUUGUGAAACCGGAUACUAGCAGAGGAGGCAGUAUGGAUCCUGGUAAUUAUGUAAAGGUUAAAUGUAUAGCAUCAGGACAUCCAAGGGAUAGCGCCCUUGUGAAGGGAGUAGUUUGUACAAAAAAUAUAAAGCAUAAGCGCAUGACUACACAAUACAAAAAUCCCAGAUUACUUCUUUUAGGAGGCUCACUUGAAUAUCAGAGUGUUGUGAAUCAGUUGGCAUCUUUUAAUACAUUGGUUCAACAGGAAAAUGAUCAUCUGAAGAUGAUUAUGUCAAAAAUAGAGGCUCUUCGUCCAAAUGUUCUGCUUGUAGAGAAGAGUGUAUCUCCAUAUGCCCAAGAAUAUCUAUUGGCAAAAGAAAUUUCUUUGGUGCUCAAUGUGAAAAGGCCACUACUGGAGCGGAUAGCUCGAUGCAUGGGUGCUUUUAUUAGUCCUUCAAUUGACAAUAUUUCUACAACACGAUUGGGGCACUGUGAACUGUUCCGAGUAGAGAGAGUAUCUGAAGAACAUGAGAGUGCCAAUCAGUUCAACAAAAAGCCUUCUAAAACAUUGAUGUUUUUUGAAGGAUGUCCAAGGCGUCUAGGAUGCACGGUCCUGCUGAGAGGUGCAUGCCGUGAAGAACUAAAGAAGGUUAAGCGUGUUGUGCAGUAUGCAGUUUUUGCAGCUUAUCAUUUGUCCCUUGAGACUUCCUUUCUUGCUGAUGAGGGUGCAAGUCUUCCUAAGAUGACACCUAAACGAUCAUUUGCUAUACCAGAGAGUACAACAACUGAUAGUGCCAUUUCACUUAUCCCUUCAACUGAUUGCCAUGCCACUGCUAGUGCCUUAGCCAGGGAUGAGGAGCCUCUGUAUCUCAAACCAGAGGUUGUAGGUUUAGAAUCAUCAAUAUCCCUUGGUACUAGCAAUAUUCUUCCUUUAUUUGCCAGUACUCAGGAUUGUAGGUUUGUAAGUGCACCAUCUGAUGCAUACCAUGAUAAUUUAGAGUCCAAAAUGGGAUUGGACUCACUUGAUACAAGUAAAUUUGAGGAUCAGAAGAUGCUUAUGAUGCCUCCUUCAGAUGUUAAAAAUGUUUCACGACCAGAAUUGCAAGAUACCAUUGCUCAAGAGGAAAGGCAGCUUGGGGAGGCUUGCAAAUCAACAAAACUGGAGGGGAUUGAUGAAGAUAAAGUCUCUAGUGAAUACUUCUCAACCGCCGAUGCACACCAGAGCAUAUUAGUAUCUUUUUCAAGUCGUUGUGUGGUGAAAGGAACUGUAUGUGAACGCUCUCGUCUCCUGCGCAUAAAGUUCUAUGGAUCUUUUGACAAACCACUUGGAAGAUAUCUGCGUGAUGACCUGUUUGAUCAGACAUCCUACUGUAGGUCUUGUAAGGAGCUAGCUGAAGCACAUGUCCUAUGUUACACUCACCAGCAGGGAAAUCUUACUAUCAAUGUUAGAUCCCUUUCCUCAGUUAAACUACCUGGGGAAAGAGAUGGUAAGAUAUGGAUGUGGCAUCGGUGUCUAAGAUGUAAUCAUAUAGAUGGAGUCCCACCAACAACUUCUAGAGUGGUUAUGUCAGAUGCUGCAUGGGGACUUUCUUUUGGAAAAUUUUUGGAGCUGAGCUUUUCAAACCAUGCAACUGCUAAUCGUGUGGCUCCCUGUGGCCAUUCAUUGCAGAGGGACUGCCUUCGUUUCUAUGGGUUUGGGAACAUGGUUGCAUUCUUCCGCUAUUCCCCCAUUGAUAUACUCAAUAUUCAUUUGCCCCCAUCAGUGCUUGAAUUCAAUGUCCAUAUUCAGCAAGAGUGGAUAAGAAAAGAGGCAGCUGAGCUUUUGGGCAACAUAGAAGCCUUCUAUGCUAAGAUAUCUGAUGCACUUGACAGCAUGGAACAGAAAAGUAAGUAUUUUGGAAAUGAGCUGUCAGAUAUGACUGAACUACAGAAUCACAUCAUGGAGCUGAAAGAUCAACUUAGAAAGGAAAGAAAUGAUUACACUGGCAAGUUACAAGUGGCCGCUGUGGAGGACUCACAAUUUCAGGGAAUUUCAGACAUUCUAGAACUUAAUCACCUGAGACGUGCUCUUCUAAUUGAUUCACAUGUUUGGGAUCGUCAGCUUUAUUCAUUGCAUUCUCUCUUGAAGACACAUUUUGUUGUCAACGUGGUACAUGGGGGAACAUCAAAUUCACAGCUGAAAGAGUUGAGAGGUGAUAUAUCUUGUGAUGGCUCCAAGCUUGACUAUGGUCAUGUAGAAAAUGUCCCUGGCUAUUCAAAAACACCAGAUUCUGUUGGGAAUGAAUCUCUGUCAGAGCAGAAUAAGAAUAGCCAGUCCUUCCAACAUUUGGUCAAUGAAGAUUCUAUGUUGGCUUUAUAUCAUCAUCACAGUGAGGAGGAAGUACAUUCAGAUGGGGAAAUUACUUUAGGCAACACAUCCUUUGAUGAUAUCCCCUCCAGCCCAUCCAAUCUGUCUGAUAGAAUUGAUUCUGCAUGGACAGGUACUGAUCAACUUCUGACAAAAAUUCAACCUCCUCAUGUGUCCCAGACAGAUGAUUUGCAAUUCGGGUCAGUUAGACAGAUAAUUGUGUGUGAUAAUCCUCCUUUUAAAAGGGUGCUGGCACCAAUAAGAGGUCAUUCUUUUGACUCUGCUUUGAGAGUCCGAGAAAGAGUCCAGAAAGGAUUGCCUCCAUCAUCAUUGUAUUUGUCAAAUCUCAAGUCUUUCCAUGCAUCUGGGGAUUACAGGAGGAUGGUGAGAGAUCCUAUUUCAAAUUCAAUGAUGACUUAUUCUCCAAAAUUGUCAUUGGAGACACAAAAAUUGAAUUUAAUGCCCAGUGCUGCACCCACAGUUGUCUCAUCUGGAUCUAAUAUGGCUGGAGGAGCUCGGUUGUUGCUUCCUCAAAGGAGCCACAAUGAUAUUGUUAUUGGUGUGUAUGACGAUGAUCCUGCCAGCAUGAUAUCACAUGCCCUUAGUUCCAAGGAAUAUGAGGAUUGGGUUGCUGACAAGUCUAAUGAGAAUGAAGGAAGCUGGAGUAUGAAUGAGCAUUGCAAGGAAAAUUCUGCAACUUCCACAUUUUCAGCCUGGCAGUCUUUUGGUUCUGUGGACAUGGAUUAUAUCCAUCAUGGAAGUUAUGGGUCAGAAGAUCCUUCAACAUCCCUUGGUACACUGUUCAUGGAUUCCAAAAGAUCUCCACAUUUAACAAUAACUUAUGCUGAUGAUUCUUCAACUGCUCUUGGCAAAGUAAAGUUCUCUGUCACUUGUUAUUUUGCUAAGCAUUUCGACUCUCUCCGGAAGAAAUGCUGCCCCAAUGAAGUUGAUUUUCUGCGUUCAUUAAGUCGCAGCCAUAGAUGGAGUGCACAAGGGGGAAAAAGCAAUGUAUAUUUUGCCAAGUCAUUGGAUGAGAGAUUUAUUAUAAAACAAGUCAAAAAGACUGAGCUGGACUCUUUUGAAGAAUUUGCAUCAGAAUACUUCAAAUACUUGACAGAUUCUCUUAGUUCAGGAAGUCCAACUUGCCUUGCGAAAGUUCUUGGUGUUUAUCAGGUUUCUGUAAAGCACUUGAAAGGUGGCAGGGACAUGAAAAUGGAUCUAAUGGUGAUGGAAAAUCUGUUUUUUAGGAGAAAUAUUGCAAGGGUCUAUGAUCUCAAGGGUUCAGCCCGAUCACGCUAUAAUCCAGAUGCAACUGGGAAGAACAAAGUACUUUUAGACACAAACCUGGUAGAAACACUACGAACGGAGCCCAUAUUUCUUGGAAGCAAGGCAAAGAGAAGCCUGGAGAGAGCUAUAUGGAACGAUACAUCUUUUUUGGCAUCUGUUGAUGUUAUGGACUACUCUUUGCUGGUUGGAGUGGACAAUGAGAGAAAGGAGCUGGUUGUGGGUAUCAUUGAUUUCAUGAGGCAAUAUACAUGGGAUAAGCAUUUAGAGACAUGGGUUAAGGCAUCUGGAAUACUUGGUGGUCCAAAAAAUGCUUCCCCAACUAUUAUUUCUCCAAAACAAUACAAGAAGAGAUUUCGAAAAGCAAUGACUUCUUAUUUUCUCACAGUUCCUGAUCAGUGGUCUUCAUAAUAAGGCAAUGGUGUCCAAAGAAUCAUUUGUUCAUAAUAAGGCAAUAGUGUUCAUAGUUAGAGAUAAAUGGGAAGGGAGACCAAUCCAUCCCAGUGAAAAUUGUAGUCCAGUUUGGGAAUAGAAAUAGAAAUUCUUCGUUGAGGUCUUUGUACAUCUUUUUUAAUACAUGUACAAGAAUUACCUCGAAGAAUAGAAGGUUUUUUAAUCUGAUUUUAUUCGCAAUAUACUCUAUUGCGGGUAAGGAAAGGCUCCUAGAUUGUCUGAAGACAAUUUUAACUGAUACCCAUGUUUUCCUUCCAUUACGAAAUGAAUGAAAUUAAUGUUUACUUGUUA